AAUUACCCAGGUGAAAAGAAAACAAAAAUGAAUAUUAAUACAAUGGUUAGUACGACCAACAACAUCAUAGAGUACCGAAGAACUAAACUAAAAUUAAAACAACAACUCCAACACAUACUAUUCCUACGAACAUGUUUAGAAGAAGAACUGAAACCAAAAUUUGCUAGACAUAAAUUUCCAAAACAUCUAAAAACAGAUUUGAUUCAGAAAAUCAUGACAAAAGAUAUAAAAACAGAAAUAAAAAAACAUUAUUCUAUAAUUAACGACAUCAAUAUCCAACUAUACUAUACAUACCAAGAAUUAACUAUCACUUUACACUUCGAAGAAAUAGAAGAAAUAAUGGUAAACAUAGAACAAACACAGAAGGAGAAGUUGUUCCGAGAAUGGGAAAAGAAAGACAAAAAAUUGAAACAACUUCGAGAAGAACAAAGAAUGGAGAAGAAUAGGAAUACGACAUCAACAAGAGAGAAUUUAACAACACAUAAAUUUCAUAAAAGAGUUACAAAUAUGUCAAAGACACCGUUUAAUCAAAACGAAAUGAAUUUACUAGAAAAAGGACUGAAAUAUUCCAUAUAUAAAACAACCAACCUCAGAAAAACAGCAUUAGAACUAGAAGCAGCUACGAGAGGACUGCCAAAAGAAGAAGAAAUACACAAAACCUUACAACAAAUACUAAUGAAAGAAGAAACUAAAAUAACAAAAAGGAAGAAAAAGAACAACGAAAAAACAGAAAAGAAAAGGAAAAAUGAAGAAAAGACAUUGAAAACCAUCAAAGAGAAAAUAGAAAAAAAUGAUUUAAUCUUUACUAAGGGCGAUAAAAGUGCAGGUUUAGUCAUUUUGGAUAAGAUAAAUUAUAUAGAAAAAACCGAAAAAUUCCUUAACGAUAACAAUUUCAUAAAAACCCUAAAAAAUCCUACUAACUCCUUCCAUGAAAAAGUCAAGAAAAUAAUAAACAAUAGUAAAACUACUUUAACGAAAUAUGGCAGAAAUGUAAGAUCAAUCAUCCCAAUGAACCCGAAAAUACCUAGAUUGUAUGCAUUGCCUAAGCUGCAUAAACAGAACAUGCCCAUAAGACCAAUAAUAACCAGCAUCGACUCAAGUACUUACAAAAUAUCAAAAUUUCUAAUAGACAUUUUCAAAACAAAUAUUAACUUCCAACCAACACACACUAUUCGGAAUAGAUCAGAAAUAAUAACAGAACUGAGCACAAUGUCACUGCCAAAAGAUUUUACUAUUCUAUCCUUCGACAUCGUCAACCUGUAUACCAACAUCCCCACCAGACAAACAUUGAACAUUAUUAAAGACAUUCUAUCACAUAACAUAACAGACCUAAAUGAUCGUAAUAACAUUUUCAACCUAUUCGAGAUCAGUUUACAACAAAAUUUCUGCAAAUUCAAUAAUAAUAUAUAUUCAUACGAAGAGGGUUUACCAAUGGGGUCUCCUUUGAGCAGUUUGAUCUCUGACAUAUUUCUAAAUGAGAUGGAAACUAAACUUAUAAUUAAUAAAGAUAAUAAUCCAUAUUUUGAAAACAUAAAAUUUUGGAAAAGGUAUGUAGAUGACAUACUAGUCAUUGUUAAUACUAAAGACAACAACACUAUAAACAAGAUUCAUAAAUAUAUUAACUCAAUACACAGCAAGAUACAAUUUACGAUAGAACAAGAGAAAAAUAACGAAAUAAACUACCUAGACAUAAACAUAAAAAGAACACAGGAUAACGGUUUUAUAUUUAACACAUACAGAAAACCAACACAGACAGAUGCAGUCAUACCCUACGACUCAUAUCACUGUAACGCACAUAAACUAGCUGCUUUUAGAUCACACAUACAUAGAGCAUACAAUUCAAAAAUGAACACAGAAAACCUUACCACCGAAAUAAAUACAAUCUACCAAGUUGCGAAAAAUAAUAACUUCCCAACUUACAUAAUAAAUAAUAUUAUAAACAAACAACAGAAAAAACAAAAAAUGAUUAAUUGUACCACUCUAAAGAAUCAACACAAUGAAGAUCAAAGUAUUUAUUAUAGAGCUAUAACAUUCCAAGGCAACAUAUCCAAUAAAAUAAAACAGAGUUUAAAACAAUAUAAUAUAAAUCUUAAUUUCAAACCAAAUAAAACAUUAGAAAGAAUGCUUAUAAACAAUAAGGACAAAAUAAAUAAACUGGACGACAAUGGUGUGUACAUACUAGAGUGCGACACUUGUAAAGCAGCGUACAUUGGAGAAACAGGCAGAAGCCUUAGAAAAAGAAUAAGAGAACAUAAACACAAAAAUAACUCCAACUUCGGAAAUCACUUAACAUUUAACUCAAAACAUGAAUUUAACGAAGAUAAAAAUUCCAGAAUCCUUCAUCAUAUCAAUAAAAGUUACUAUUUAGAAAUAAUGGAAAACUAUGAAAUUAAUAAAUUCCUCAACAACUGCCCUGAUGUAACAUGCCUAAACGAACAAAUUAUACCUACAAGAAGACCACUAUAUACCUAUCUCAAACAACCAUACACACCUCCACGAAAACCUCCCGAACUCUAAAAAUAGCUGCUCUCUCUGUACCAUUAUAUUUUUCAGUGUGUUUGAUGUAGGGAGUUAAUAUGUUUAUGUUGUAAUACCUCAUUUUAACCUGUUGAAAAUCAACCUAUUCAAAACAAGAAAGUUUAAAUUCAAUACACGACAAUCACAUUUGACAGAUUACCAACAUUAAAAUAGAAAAUAUACCAUUGACAGUUUCAACAUAACCUAAAAUAUAAUAAAAAGUGAUGUAUGAUAGCACAUGUUUAGAGAUUAACAUUUUAAUAGUGAAUUAAUUCAAUAAAGUAUCACAUACAUGUUUAGUUGUUCAAAAAAUUGACGAACUCCUGAAGAUGCUCCGAAAAGAGCGAAACCGGUAGAGUGAUAAUAAACACAUUUCACCUUUAA
Messenger RNA from Onthophagus taurus, 2901 nucleotides. Lineage: Eukaryota; Metazoa; Arthropoda; Insecta; Coleoptera; Scarabaeidae. The record is from RefSeq and is a predicted model, not a curated record.